This is a messenger RNA of Dermacentor andersoni, 6585 nucleotides long. Its product is annotated as eukaryotic elongation factor 2 kinase-like. Gene Ontology annotation, biological process: protein phosphorylation; response to differentiation-inducing factor 1; myosin II filament disassembly. The record is from RefSeq and is a predicted model, not a curated record. Gene Ontology annotation, molecular function: calcium ion binding; ATP binding; calmodulin binding. NCBI's taxonomy places the organism in Eukaryota, Metazoa, Arthropoda, Arachnida, Ixodida, Ixodidae.
CGCUGCGCGGCGGUUGGUGCGGCCGUGUUGUGAAUCUUCGCUGCUGCGUCGGUCACUCCCAUAUGUUCUAGCGUUCGCCGGGACGUCGCCGUCGUGUAUCGCAUUCAGCCGGAAGGUAUCGCCGCCGACACCGACUCCCUUUUAAAAGGAAGCCCGGAAGAGAAAGACGAAAAAGCCGAGAGGUUCGCCCGGCGGGCUUGGCUGCUGCUUCGAGCUCGAGGCGAGAGAGAGCGUGCGAGCGAGAGCGGCGCGGGGGCUUGGCGUAGAAGCGAGCUCGGGAGAGGUUUCGAGAGCCAGCAGCAGGCCGCGCACCAGGGAAUGCAUUGUCGCGAACCCGCACUGCUGUCGAUGCGUCGUGCCCAGCCCACAGGCCAACCUGACAGGUUCGAAAAGCGCGUUGUGCUUCACCGAAAGCUGUUGCCGCUCGAUGACUUCGACGGGAGACUUCUAAAGCUCGACGAGACCGCCUGGCAGGCCGUUCGAGAACCUCUGGUGUGCCCUCCCCUCCUCUGGUCCAGCGCAGCAGACAAUGCUUCAGAUGUCCGCGUCAGUGCCACUGCCGUCGUUGUAGUUGAGAUCUGAGCAGGCACCGUGCCCGGAGGAGCGAAGUGCCAACACUAGCGAGCUCGGGAGGAGCGACGGCAGCGGAGGCGAUGGCGGAAGAGCAUGCAGAUCUGGAAUUGCGCCCGCUGAGCAUCGAGGACAUCCGGAGCAACCCCAACGCUCUGCGCGAAUGUGAUGACGACGGCCGUGGUGAGGCCGAUGGACCGGGCGCUUCCUCGGCAAUUUUCUCGGUGGCCAUGGGUCUCAAGCGCAAGAAGGUCGUCAGCGACCCUGUCCGCAGCCCUCGCAAGAAGCUUGAAGAGGUUCCGCGGCCCUUAAGCCCAUCGCAGCUGGCAGCCCUGAAGUGGAAGCGUGCGGCCCGGCAAGUUCUGCACAUGGAGGACCCCUGGGCCAUGUUCCAUCUGGAGCGGUUCAAGGCGGAGCGUGUGCGCCGCUACCGCUACAACGCCCUCAACAAGGCCUGGCUGGAGGAUGAGGCUCUGGUCAAGAUGGCCCCCGAUCCCUUUGGACGGGGAGCCAUGCGGGAAUGCUUCAGAAUGAAGAAGUUGUCCAGCUUUGCGCCAGCCCAGAACUGGGCGCAUGCAUUCAACUACGUAGCCAAGCGGUACCUGGAACCCGUGGACCGUAACACCUACUUUGACGACGUCAGGCUGCAGAUGGACGCCAAGCUCUGGGCCGAAGAGUUCAACCGCCACAACCCCCCCAAGAAGGUGGACAUAUUCCAGGUGUCAAUCAUUGAGUUUGUGGAGCGGCCAGGCAGUCCACUGUAUCACAUGGAGCACUUCAUUGAAGGAAGUUACAUCAAGUACAACUCCAACUCCGGCUUCAUCAGCUCCCAGGCCACGCGGCUCACUCCACAGGCAUUCAGCCACUUCACAUUCGAACGUUCGGGUCACGAGCUACUCGUGGUGGACAUCCAGGGAGUGGGCGACCUCUACACUGAUCCGCAGAUCCACACUGCACACGGCUCCGAGUACGGCGAUGGCAACCUCGGUGUGCGUGGGAUGGCGCUGUUCUUCAGAUCGCACGUCUGCAACUGCGUCUGUUCGGGUCUUGGCCUCACCCCAUUUGACCUUGCACCCAGCGAAAAAUUGGUCGGCACACCAGCAUCUGCUCUUGCCCAAGCGGCCAAGACGCGGCUGCGCGGACAUGAAGAGCUGUGCGUGGGCAUGUCCCAGUACGAGCGGCACCAUCUGGCAGAGGCCCUUGGUCUCCCGAGGCAGCGAAUGCGCACCUACAGCAGCCCCUGCGAUUCGUUGCACGAGGUGGGCCACCGAGAGAACGACGACAUCCCGAUGCUGCAGCAGCAGGACAGUGGCUUUCGCAGCCUUAGCAGUGGCAGUGAGGACACCAUGGAAGACUACUCGCACGACCUGGAGCUAGGCAGCGACUCCGAGGACACCGAGACUCUGCAGAACCAGAUAACCAACGGGCACCAGUAUGCCAACGGCCAGCACACGAACGGUGACCGGGCGAGCGCUGUGCCGGCCCGCCUCAGGCGGCGCCAGCGCUACGACUCCGAGAGUAGCACCAUCGGAGACGAGCACGAGCGCGCCGAGUUCCAACGGCUGGUGGCGCAGCGGGCACGUCCGUCGUCGGUGCUGGACGAGGUGCAGCUGCGGCAGCUGGUGCGGCAGCAGCAGGGGCGGCCCCUGGACGAAUCACAGCGCUCAGUGCUCGGGCAGAUCCACCUGGAGAUGGCCAAGUGCCACGAGAAUGGCCGCUUCGGGGACACCACCCACCCGGAGGGCAAGUAUGACCAGGAUGCAGCUGUUUUUCAUUUGGAGCAGGCGGCUCGUUGCGGUGCAUUGGAGGCUUUGCUAGUACUGUCCAAGGUUUACCUGGGGCUGCCCCACGACCUCCUCGAGGACUGGACGCUGCCGGAAUCUGAGGAGAACAUAUCAAAGGGAGUGGAGUACCUGGAACAGGCGGCAAGGGCCGGAGACCGGAGUUCCAUGAUCGCCCUGGCCAAGGCGCUGGACACGGGUGAAGGCCUCGGCAGUCAAAGGCAGCGCAACUGGCAGGAUGCUGUGCUGUGGUACAACAUGGCUGUGACCACGACUGACAACGACGAGGGUGGCGAGUACGACGGCUGCAUGGACGACCCCCCGUACCUGUUGCUGGCGAGACAGGCCGAGCUUUACCUACAGGGAGGCUACAGCCUGGACAGGGACCCAGCAACGGCUGGGGAGCUGUACCAAGAAGCGGCGGCUGCUGCCACAGCUGCCAUGAAAGGGCGCCUUGCCAACAAGUACUUCCAGCUGGCCGAAGAAGCCCAGCAGGAGGCGUGCUAAGAAGCUAGUCUCUCGUGACCAAACUAGUAGCAUUCUGGCACGUCUCGUACGACCUGUCACAUUACGCGUCUCAUUCAAGAUUGUCACCCGGUGUGCCCCUUGCCACCGGUUUCAAAUUCUCAGUCGCACUUUGUUGUUUCUCUUGUUACCUGCCUUCUUUUUUGUUCAUUUGUUAAAUGUGCACCGGUGUCCGUGCUGUAGUCCUCUGUUACAACGUGUUAGUUCUGAAGGAGUGUGGCACGAUGAUCCCUCGUUGCUGCUUCUGUGGUUGUUGUCUUUUUCCUUCGUACCGGUGGUAUGUUAUUCCUUUCUGAAAGUUCGAAGAUGUCACCUCAUUUCAAGUAGAUAUGAUUUAGUCUUGCAAGGAAAGCCCGAGUGUGUGUGGUUUACCGGUGAAGGAGCCGUAUUAGCAGGAACCGGCGUUUUCCUGCCUAUCCCUGCUCUGUUGCAUGUCUCCAUUUUUUUCGUAAGCGCACAAUGCGUGUAAACAAGGGAAACAGUGCAGUUGUUUUCACCUCGUUGCUAAACUCUCGUUGCUUUUGUUAGCUACGGAUUCUGCUGCUGUUUUAUGUAGAAGGGCUCUAUUUUUUGGCCCUGUGUUUGGCUUGUUUAUGGGUAAGGGGGACGGGCUGAAUGAAUGUGCAACAAGCCUGUUACCUUUUCGUUUUUUCACGUGUAAAACUGCUAACAUGCACUGCUAGCCAUUUGCCUCAGUCAAGCACAGCAUCUGGCUGCCCUGUGAUCAGUUGAGAGCUGGCAAGGUCUAGCCCCAACCGCUAAUUCUGCAUGCAAGCUGUUUCGUUUCACUUUUGAUAUACGAGGGUCGUUAACACGUCUGAAUCUUGCUGUGAACUUCAAAUGUUCGUUUGUUUGAAGGUGACCUGAAAGCCAUUUUGUUUGUUUGUGUGUGUGUGUGUGCAAAGCAAAAAGAAAUGCAAAUUUAAGAUCUCUUCCUGGUGCUGUGUCGUAGGCUGAGGGCAACAUGCAGCCUAAUAUGGUUGGACGAGUCUGGGUGUGGUAGUUAUAAUAGAGAGGGUGGUGUGCUUGCUAACUAUUAACCAGCUAGUGUUGUUGAAUCAUUUGUAGCAUAGUUUUUUUUUAGGAACACGUAGUCUACACAUUCUAGAUGGAUAACGUUAGUAGACUUGCUCUGAACGAAAUGUUAAGGCGACCUAGUAGCCAAGCUAUCGUCCCAACGAGAAGCGCAUGGAAUAGCUAUAUGAACUGAACAAAGGUCUCCAAGCUGUUCAGCUGUUUCAGAGAGUCAAGCUUAAAACAGAGUUUGCCUGAAAGGAGAGUUUCCAGUAGUUGUGAUGGCUACUAUGUGAUACAGAUCCAAUAGUCAUCACUGCAUUUUGUUAGUUUAGAUUGUGCACUUCUGCGUCGUCUUGUCGGUGCUAGUUCUUGAACAAUGUUUUGUACCGAUGGCACCCUCGUUCACUGGGCACGCUUGAGCAUUGCCUUUGUUUUCAGAGCACUGGUGUCUAAAGGAACAUUUAGCCUGUGUGGAUCUAUAAUGUUUGUGACACUGCAUUGAAAUCACUUUGCAAUAAAAAAAAAAAAGGCUUCAUAGACAACUUCAGGUUCAUUUUGUAAAACACCAUUGUGCUACUGCAAGUGAUGCGCCUUUCGUCACAUUUCAUCUUGAGAACGUUCUAGAACAUUCUUGAUAUAGAACACAACUGUACAACUCUCCAGCUGUUCUUUUUCAGUGGUUCCAUUUACAGCACCAUGCACUGAUCGGUUAACAUUGAAGGUUUUCACGUUAGCAAAGCCAAAGAUGGCGGCAUUGCAAUUCCAUAAAGCUAUCUGCACAUGCGCAAGCAAUAGCUUGGAGAUUACAAGCAAUGCGAGAAAUUUGUUUCUUCCCAGUCAAGGCAUGCAUACUGAAUGACUGCAAGUUGAAACGAAUUCAUUGACUGAUGCCUAAAAAGGAACAAGGCCCCUGCAUUCUUGUAAUUCCUUUUGCACAUCAGUUAUAAUGAAUGCAUGCUGAAAUCGACCGGUACAGCCCAAGUGUACUUGUUUGACCAAUGAAAUGCUGUGAAAUAAUUCCAUGUUGCAUGGCUAUCGAUCUAGGAGAAAAUGUUUUCUCACAAGAGUACGUUCUCUAACGUAUACAUUGAAAUCUCUGUAAAUGGAAAUCACUUAAAUGGAACACCAUCCUCACGGUUGGUUGGUUUUGCAUUCAUAAUUGUAUUCAGCUUUGUCUCUCAGUAAAUGGAACUCCUGUUAAACCGAACCAAUCUUCCUGGUCCCUUGAGGUUCCAUUUCAAGAGAGUCCACUGUGAUUAUACUAUGGUAGCAUUGGCUAAUGCGAGAACUGUGCGGUGUCGAAAAGUGCUAGUGCUGUAUUUUGCAGCAGUUCUGUUUCAUCUGCCCCGAUGAUGCCGUGCCUCCAUUUCGGAGUCAACUAAUCGAUGUUUUUACAAAGAAUUCUUACAAAAUACACACACUGGAUUUCUUCACAUGAACAGUCUGUGCCAUAGACUGUCGGAGCGUACAGGUCGUACAGUUCCGAAUCAACCUGAAUCACAUGGUGAGGGUGAACUAGUUUAUUCCUUGCAUGAAUCAUGGCAGUGUAAGUUGCUACAACUGUGCUUCAAGAUCAACCAACCCAGCAUUCGUAAUGCUCAAACAUGAACAGCAAACUAUAGACAACAACAAGGCGUUUUUUGGUUUUACUGCUUCUUCCUUUCAAAUGGACACCGGUAUUGCUGCAAUGCAUUACUGCUACCACAAAGGCUGCUCGCAGUUUUUGGCGGAAUGCAUGAGGGAAAUGUGGUUGUAGCCAGCUGAAUUGUCGAGCGUGCACUUGAAUUGCGUUCAUAUCUCACAAUUCCAAGUCUGCUGGCGGAGAAAAGAAAACGUACUGCUGCACGCCGCAUGAUCGCGUAAGUGGUCAUGCAGAGUCUGUAGAAGUGUCGCAACACACAGUACAGCUUCCAGUUGGAUUCGUGCCUCAAUUGUGUAACAGGAGGCCAGUCUUCCACGGAUCGAGGCGAUCCGAAAUGACCGCCGGAAAAAUGCAAACUUUCUUCGAAUUGACCAGGGGAUUGACUGCAGAGCAGGAAUGACAGAAGUCCGUUCCAUAUUCAGCGGCUCCAUUUCAAGAUUCGUUCACUGCAAUGUUAAGGAAAUUAAACCUCGAAAGCUUUCAGCACCAUGUCUGCCUUGUAUGAUCAAAAUUUUUCGGCAUUCUGCUUCAAAACUACAAGCAUCAUCGUGUCUGCAAGCAAGGCGAGAUCGGUCUAAAAAGCAAAAAAAAAACUUACCUUUUUGUUCACCAGUGCAUGUACGUGCCAUCGGUAAUUAGAGGUGCUCGGUGUGUGUUUAAUGUACACCUUUUUUUUUUGCGAACUGUUUGCGAUGUGUAUCUCGACGUUUCCAAACAUUCACAGUAUAUAUGCUGUUAAGCCACCUCAUAGAUUCUAGUUUGUUAGAGGACGAGUCUGAACAUUUUUGUGAUCAGCUGUAUUUUUGUCUGCGCCUCUUGUUCAGGCCCAGAUUGCGUCUGCCUUUUCUGUGCUUUACAGGCAAGCCGGCUGGGCGUGAAGUUGGCACCGCACUUGUCCUUGGAGAGUUGCUCAGCCAAGAAGUGCUUGCCAUCUUGUUGAGAUUGUUGCACUGCUGUGUUAAGCCUUUCCCACUUCGUGCACAUAUUGUUCUCCGUGUGUGUGACACAUGUUUCUCUCACUCUCUUCCAGAAUAAAGUAUGGUACCGUCA